GGCAGUGUGAUGGGCAGCCCCGCCGUCCCAUCAUGCAGUGCGGAUCCCGGGGUCCUCACACAGCACAUGCUGCUUCCUGACUCCACAGCACCACGUGAGUGACCGAGCGGAGACCGGAGCCGGACAGCAUGCCGAAAUCCAAGCGGGACAAGAAGGUGUCACUGACUAAGACAGCCAAGAAGGGUUUGCAGGUGAAACAGAACCUGAUAGAGGAGCUGCGGAAAUGUGUGGACACGUACAAGUACCUGUUUGUGCUGUCGGUGGAGAACAUGAGGAACAACAAGCUGAAGGAUGUUCGGAGCGCCUGGAAACACAGCCGAUUAUUCUUUGGCAAGAACAAAGUGAUGAUCCUGGCUUUGGGGAAGGGCCCCUGUGAUGAGUACAAGGAUAAUUUGCACAAGCUGAGUAAGUGUCUGAAAGGGGAAGUCGGGCUCCUAUUCACCAAUCGCAGCGAGAAAGAAGUCAAAGAGUGGUUUAAUCAGUUUAAGGAGACGGAUUUUGCCCGAGCUGGGAACAAGGCCACCUUCGGAGUAGUCCUCGAUGAAGGGCCGCUGGAACAGUUUACCCAUUCGAUGGAGCCACAGUUACGGCAGCUGGGUCUGCCCACAACGCUGAAAAAGGGAGUGGUGACUCUUCUGUCCGACUACGAGGUGUGUAAAGACGGUGACACACUCACCCCGGAACAGGCUCGUAUUCUGAAACUGUUUGGGUAUCAGAUGGCAGAGUUUAAAGUCCUCAUCAAGUCCAUGUGGGAAGCAGAGACUGGCGCGUUCCAGAAGCUUUCAGAGGACGCGGAGAAGAGUGGAGACGAGAUGGAUGAUGCAGAAGGGGAGGAUGAAGCUGUGGAGUGACCCCAGCCAGGACACAGCUGUGGAAUCUUCCUGUUGUGGAGCACAGAUGAGUCACCUGUCCUGUUGGUGGGAAUGUCACCCUCGCGGAGUAAGCGGGAUCCCUUGUCCCAAGAGCUUCUGGGUAAAAACUCUGUUCCAGUGGGAAACAAUAGUUCCUGUGUUUUAACAGAAGACCUUUCUGAUCGCCUGUAUAUAAAACAUCAUUUUUAUUCCUCAUCUCUGCCGUGUUCUCUGGUGGGUUCAGCGCUCGGCUGCAGGUAUACAUUGCAUCUCUGCGCAGUAAAUGCGCAUGCUGCUAUGGCCGUCGCCGCUGUAAUGGCCCCUCUACACGCUAUUGUUUUGCCUUUAAGCCCUAAGUGUUCCCUACGUUCCAUGGUGCUUCCUAGGGCUCAGCCCGGUCUGUCUGCUCUCAGACUGGUUCCUUAAGUCAUGUUCCAACUAGAAGUGCCAUCAGUGGAGGAGAGUCCUGUAGGUAAUCGGAUGUCUACGUAUACAGAACCCGACGUCUGUGUGUCAGUGCUAUCUUGGGCUGUAUGUUUUCUGAAACAUUCACUGGGCCGUUAUUUGAUGAAUAGUUAAUAAACCAGUCUGUGUGAA
Molecule: messenger RNA, 1448 nt
Organism: Pseudophryne corroboree (corroboree frog)
Lineage: Eukaryota; Metazoa; Chordata; Amphibia; Anura; Myobatrachidae
Gene: MRTO4
Product: MRT4 homolog, ribosome maturation factor
Exons: 8
Coding region: 129-851 (240 amino acids)
Biological process (GO): rRNA processing; nuclear-transcribed mRNA catabolic process; ribosomal large subunit biogenesis
Cellular component (GO): nucleolus; preribosome, large subunit precursor
Molecular function (GO): RNA binding
Source: RefSeq, a predicted model, not a curated record